Molecule: messenger RNA, 2888 nt
Organism: Osmerus eperlanus (European smelt)
Lineage: Eukaryota; Metazoa; Chordata; Actinopteri; Osmeriformes; Osmeridae
Product: mucin-2-like
Exons: 5
Coding region: 318-2189 (623 amino acids)
Cellular component (GO): membrane
Source: RefSeq, a predicted model, not a curated record
GUAGAACCCAUGAUAUUUUUUAGAUGUUAUCCCUCCUCCCACCACUCCUCUUUUUCUUUAACGAAGUUCUGAUCUAUUGCGACUGGAUAGGGGAAAGCCAGACAUUAAUUGACUGAUAUUAAAAUAUCCGGUUGUGUUAGAUCGAUGAUAUCCCAGGAGGCUGAAAAAAUAAGACAUACUGUCAGCUCAAUGCUAUGUUGAUGUUCACUCUUUCAGAUUCAGUCUUUCAGACGGCCAGCGUUCCCUAAACCAGUUCAAGUUUGCAUCAGCGGUGCUACAUCUCUCUAUCUAACGCGACAGCACACACAGAGGUGAAGAUGGUCCUCUUCCUCCCGCUGCUCCUGUUUCUGAGCCUCACUCCCGUCCACAGCUUUUCGACAGCUGACAGAUUUGGAGGAUUUCUGAAAGAUGUCUGUCCCAAUUUGUCACCGUCUGGACCCGUUCAUCCCAAAACGCCUCAGACGGUCUCUUCACCUUAUGUUGUUAACGUAUCUCAGACCACCUACCUGCCAGGUGACAACAUUACAGUAACUCUUUCAAGGACGGGAAGUAACGUGUUUACAGGGUUUAUGAUUCAAGCCCGCCGGGAGACUGGGUCUAUUGGGACCCAGUCUAUUGGGACCGAGCCUAUUGGGAAAUUCCUUGUUUCGUCCGAUGUCAGUCCAUUGGCAUGCAGCGGGAGUUCAGACACUGUGAUACAGACCUCCGGGGCCGACAAGUCGUCUGUGACGACCACAUGGACAGCCCCAUCUUCAACAUCGGGAAACAUUGUAUUCAUAGCAACAUUUAUGCAGUCUCUGUCAACAUACUGGCAAGCAGUGCCUAGUCCCACCCUGACACCAAGAUCUACUGUAACUGUUCCUACUACUGUUCCCACUACUGUAACUGCCCCUACUACUGUUCCCACUACUGUAACUGCUCCUGCUACUGUUUCCACUACUGUAACUGCCCCUACUACUGUUCCCACUACUGUAACUGCCCCUACUACUGUUCCCACUACUGUAACUGCUCCUGCUACUGUUCCCACUACUGUAACUGCCCCUACUACUGUUCCCACUACUGUAACUGCUCCUGCUACUGUUCCCACUACUGUAACUGCUCCUGCUACUGUUCCCACUACUGUAACUGCCCCUACUACUGUUCCCACUACUGUAACUGUUCCUACUACUGUUCCCACUACUGUAACUGCCCCUACUACUGUUCCCACUACUGUAACUGCUCCUGCUACUGUUUCCACUACUGUAACUGCCCCUACUACUGUUCCCACUACUGUAACUGCCCCUACUACUGUUCCCACUACUGUAACUGCUCCUGCUACUGUUCCGACUACUGUAACUGCCCCUACUACUGUUCCCACUACUGUAACUGCUCCUGCUACUGUUCCCACUACUGUAACUGCCCCUACUACUGUUCCCACUACUGUAACUGCUCCUGCUACUGUUCCCACUACUGUAACUGCUCCUGCUACUGUUUCCACUACUGUAACUGCCCCUACUACUGUUCCCACUACUGUAACUGCCCCUACUACUGUUCCCACUACUGUAACUGCUCCUGCUACUGUUCCCACUACUGUAACUGCCCCUACUACUGUUCCCACUACUGUAACUGCUCCUGCUACUGUUCCCACUACUGUAACUGCUCCUGCUACUGUUUCCACUACUGUAACUGCCCCUACUACUGUUCCCACUACUGUAACUGCCCCUACUACUGUUCCCACUACUGUAACUGCUCCUGCUACUGUUUCCACUACUGUAACUGCUCCUGCUACUGUUCCCACUACUGUAACUGCUCCUGCUACUGUUCCUACUACUGUAACUGUUCCCACUACUGUUCCUGAUCCUACUAUUGUAACUGUUCCCACUACUGUAACUGAUCCUAGUACUGUAACUGAUCCUGUAACUGAUACUGUAACAACAUUUGAGAAUGGUAAAAAUUCUGUGACUGUUUUUCUAAGUAUUUCUGUGACUUUUACUAAAGCUGAUCCUAAAAAUGUUCAUACUGCUAGUAGAAGUAAUGUUGUGUACCAAGGAAACAUAUGUGAAAGCCUUACAAAUGUUAGUAUUAGAACUAUCCCUCCCGCUAUUAUUACUAGUAAUGUAACAACUGUGGUUUGUAAUACUGCUGUGGUUUGUAAAGCAACUGUUUCUACUGCUGUGUUGUUAUACCUAAUUACAGCACUAGUGGUGUAAGCAUUGAAGCAGGUCCUGAAAGUUGCACCCGCUGCCUCAUUAUCAGUUCUUAUAUGUGUUCCUACUGUAGCUUAGCUGUUUACUGUAGCUUGUGAGGCAGGGGUAAUUCACCUCCAGAACCUGUACAAUCAGCACUGGUGCCCCUCAGGAAAGUAUGUAUGUAUGUAUGUAUGUAUGUAUGUAUGUAUGUAUGUAUGUAUGUAUGUAUGUAUGUUAUAUGUGUGUGUGUGUGUGUGUCUGUGUGUGUGUUUGUCUGUCUGUCUGUGUGUGUGUGUGUGUGUGUGUCUGUGUGUGUGUGUCUGUGUGUGUGUGUGUGUGUAUGUGUGUGCAUAUGUAUGAUUGUUUUUUUAUUAUUAUCCAUGUCUGUGAAUUAUAUUAUUGUUGCUUGCUUUCCUACAGGUACACUAUAGCACUUCUGAGGUUCAUGUUGUUUAAUUGUAAUUUGUUCAACUACAUGCUCUUAUGUUUCUUCCCAUUGGCUCAUCUCCCAUCUCGUUGUUUAUAAUCUCUGACCUAUGCACUUUUGUAAAGCUCUCUCGUGGAAGUCGCUUUGGAUAAAAGCAUCUACUAAAUCAAUAAAUGUAAAGGCAAAUGUGUUGUUUUUUAAUUUUGUUGUGCACUGGAAUCCCGUCACCAAGACAACAUUUUAGUAUUUGUAAGCAGCAUACUUGGUAAUAAAGCUGAUUCUGAUUCUUCCGA